GUAUAUCAGACCAUUGAUCAUUCCAUAUCCUACCCUACCCUACCCUACCGAGAGCCAUUGACCAAUCGAGUGCGAAGCUAAAUUAAGAACUAUCUUACGAUCAGCUCCGUCAUGUUGACAUCCUCCAACUCCUCCCGAGCCGCGGUGCGCUCUAUGGCUUCUCUGGCGCAAGUAGCAUCUCGAAGCACCCCCGCAGUCGCGCGCUCUGCUUUAGCAUGUGCUGCCCGUCCCCCCGCUUCUCUCGCUUGCCGUCGCUCUUUAAGCACCAAUAGCCGACAACUCCAGCUCCCCCGCCUUCAGUCUCUCAACACCAUUUCCAGCAAGAGAGCUUUUGGUACAACCGCAAGAAUGGCUUCGGCAACCCGUGUCGAAACCGAUGCAUUCGGUGAGAUUGAGGUCCCCGCCGACAAGUACUGGGGUGCCCAGACCCAGCGCUCCCUGGGUAACUUUGACAUCAACCAGCCCCAGGACCGCAUGCCCGAGGGCGUUGUCAAGGCUUUCGGUAUCCUGAAGGGUGCUGCUGCUGCUGUGAACAUGAAGUUCGGCCUUGACCCCAAGAUUGGUGAGGCUAUCCAGCAGGCUGCCGCCGAGGUUGCCGAAGGCAAGCUCAUGGACCACUUCCCCCUCGUCGUUUGGCAGACUGGCUCCGGCACUCAGUCCAACAUGAACUCCAACGAGGUCAUCUCGAACCGUGCCAUUGAGAUUCUGGGUGGCAAGAUGGGAUCUAAGAAGCCCGUGCAUCCCAACGACCACGUGAACAUGUCUGCCUCCUCCAACGACUCUUUCCCGACCGCUAUGCACAUCGCUGCUGUUUUGGAGCUCGAGAGCACCUUACUGCCUUCCCUCAAGAGCCUUCGCGAUGCCCUUCAGGUGAAGGUAGAGAACUUUGAGAAAAUCAUCAAGAUCGGUCGUACCCAUCUGCAGGAUGCUACCCCACUCACCCUCGGCCAAGAGUUCUCCGGUUACGUUGCUCAGCUCGACCGCAAUAUUGAGCGCGUCGAGAACACCCUCCCCCACCUCCGCUACCUCGCCCAGGGUGGAACUGCUGUCGGCACUGGCCUGAACACCUUCAAGGGCUUCGACGAGGCUAUUGCUGCCGAAGUCACCAAGUUGACCGGCACUGAAUUCAAGACUGCUCCCAACAAGUUCGAGGUCCUUGCUGCCCACGACUCGAUCGUCGAGGCCUCGGGCGCCCUGAACACCCUUGCCUGCUCCCUGUUCAAGAUCGCCCAGGAUAUCCGUUACCUCGGAUCCGGACCUCGCUGCGGUCUGGGCGAGCUGGUUCUUCCCGAGAACGAGCCCGGCUCCUCUAUCAUGCCCGGAAAGGUGAACCCCACCCAGUGCGAGUCCCUCACCAUGAUUUGCGCGCAGGUUAUGGGUAACCAUGUCGCUGCUACCGUUGGUGGCAUGAACGGCCAGUUCGAACUCAACGUUUUCAAGCCCGUUAUGAUUCGCAACCUUCUGCACAGCUCGCGCAUCCUUUCGGAUGGCAUGAAGAGCUUCGAGAAGAACCUGGUGCACGGUCUCGAGGCGAACGAGCCGAGAAUCAACAGUCUGCUCCACGAGAGUCUAAUGCUUGUCACAUGCUUGAAUCCCGUUAUCGGCUACGACAUGGCCUCCAAGGUCGCCAAGAACGCCCACAAGAAGGGCCUUACCCUGAAGCAGAGUGCCAUGGAGCUCAAAGCUCUGAGCGAAGAGGACUUCGAUAAGCAUGUCCGCCCUGAGCUGAUGCUGGCUCCUAAGGAGAAGAAAUAAAGGUGGACGUUUUGAUACCUGGAUGACAAAAAGGGCUGAAGGUUGCCUGUUUUAGUAUGAAAUAUAGCGAAAUUAGCAUCUUUAUAUAUAUGUCUUGAUGUACGUAGUAAGUACGUAGUGUAUACUGAUCGAAAUGCUAUGGUAUGAAUUUAUUUUUAGAA
This is a messenger RNA of Aspergillus alliaceus, 1916 nucleotides long. RefSeq names its product class II fumarate hydratase. The record is from RefSeq and is a predicted model, not a curated record. The coding region runs from base 112 to 1755 and encodes 547 amino acids. Gene Ontology annotation, cellular component: tricarboxylic acid cycle heteromeric enzyme complex; mitochondrion. Gene Ontology annotation, biological process: tricarboxylic acid cycle; malate metabolic process; fumarate metabolic process. Gene Ontology annotation, molecular function: fumarate hydratase activity. Lineage: Eukaryota; Fungi; Ascomycota; Eurotiomycetes; Eurotiales; Aspergillaceae. The transcript has 6 exons.